AAAGCUUCAAGCUCAGAUAUGGCUUUCCACCAAAGAUCCAUAAGUUUGCCUUCUAGGCCUCAUGUCAGUGAGACCCAAGUUGAGCAAGAGCUCCACAGCCUAGAAGCAAGCAUCUCUUCCUCCAAUUCCAUCAGCAUGAUGUGCGAUGGUCUCAGGAGUCUUGCAAGCAUCUAUGAUGGUCUUGAAGAGAUUGUUUGCCUACCAAGCCACCAAGUUUUCUCCUCCCAGCAGAGGAACAUGUUGGAUGGAGAAAUGGAAGGUUCUCUAGAGCUGCUAGAUCUCUGUAGCUCCAUGCAAGAUAUCUUCGUCGAGAUGAAGGCCAUCAUCCAAGAGCUGCAAGUGGCUCUAAGGAAAGGGGAUGAUGCAGCUGCUCAAGCCAGUAUCCAAUCUUACACCCGCUUGACGAAGAAGGCCAAGAAUCAUUUCAAGAAGAACACGAAGAAGACUCCUGCAGAUUCCAGGAUGUUCAUGCUAUUAACCAAGGGCAGAGAGAUCUCCGCCUCUCUGCUGGAGGCCACAAUCCAUCUCUUGUCAAAGCAAAUUGAGAUGCCUAAACAAUCUCUUGUUUUCAAGGCAUUUCACAAAAAGAAGGUACUUGUUUGCAAGGAGGAGCAAUUGACGGGGUUAGAGUGCAGUAUCGGAGAUCUUGAGAGCGGAGUAGGACAUCUGUUCAGGAAAUUAGUCCAGAGCAGAGUUUCUCUACUCAACAUCCUUAGCUCAUAGAUAGUCCCAAGUCACUCUUGACGA
Messenger RNA from Triticum dicoccoides, 747 nucleotides. RefSeq lists its product as uncharacterized. The transcript has a single exon. NCBI's taxonomy places the organism in Eukaryota, Viridiplantae, Streptophyta, Magnoliopsida, Poales, Poaceae. Gene Ontology annotation, biological process: root development; shoot system development. The record is from RefSeq and is a predicted model, not a curated record. The coding region runs from base 19 to 723 and encodes 234 amino acids.